Messenger RNA from Magnolia sinica, 834 nucleotides. RefSeq lists its product as uncharacterized. The transcript is spliced from 4 exons. The record is from RefSeq and is a predicted model, not a curated record. Bases 1 to 834 code for a protein of 277 amino acids. Lineage: Eukaryota; Viridiplantae; Streptophyta; Magnoliopsida; Magnoliales; Magnoliaceae.
AUGACAUUUUCUACGGGGUUACUAGAGAAGAAUUCAGGGAAGUAUCCAGAGAAGAGGCUGGAGAGGCAGGAAACAGUCCUCACUCAAGAAGUCCCAGUUGAUUCUAGGCCAAGGUCCUCACUGUCUCUAGCUGAGCAAGAAGUAGAGAACUGCAAGUGUCUUAUGCAAGCCGCUACGGAUGCUGCAGGCCUGGAUAGUGACCUGCAGGAAAGUUAUAUCAAAGCCUCUAGGAAUCUCGCCCGUUUACAGUUGCUGGAGGAAACAUUUUGGAAGAAAAAAGUGAGGUCGUUAGAUGAUAAUGCUGUCAUUAAGCGUGCAGCGGUGGAUCACUUCGAAGGCUUGAUCAAGGCAGUGCCAUGUUUAGUGACUAAAGGCCUGCUCAAGGUUAUCCUGUCUAAGAUUUCUCCUGACCAGAAUGUCAUGUUGAUGGCUUUGCCGACCAGUUUUGAAGUUCAACAAGCCGUUUUGUCAAUACUAGCUGAUGGCACAGCUAGUCCCGAUGGGUUCCUUGGUUCCUUCCUUGCUGCUUGUUGGGACAUUGUGGGCAAAGACCUGCUUGAUGAAACAACCUUCCUGUUUCAAGGUGGCCCUCUUCUUAGAGCGGUUUCUGCGUCCCAGAUAUGUUUAGUCCUAAAAUCGGCACCGCCUAAGAGAUUCCUAGACUUUAGGCCAAUCAGCCUCUGCAACUGCCUGUACAAGAUUUUCUCUAAAGUUAUUACAGCCAGGUUGAGUCAGGUCAUGCCGCUUCUCAUUUCGGCAGAAAAAGGGGCUUUUGUCAAAGGAAGGUCUAUUACGGAAAACAUUGAGCUAUCUCAGGAGUUUUUUGAGAUAUGA